Messenger RNA from Seriola dumerili (greater amberjack), 4155 nucleotides. It is a transcript of the gene lmna, whose product is annotated as lamin A/C. The transcript has 13 exons. The record is from RefSeq and is a predicted model, not a curated record. Lineage: Eukaryota; Metazoa; Chordata; Actinopteri; Carangiformes; Carangidae. The coding region runs from base 159 to 2108 and encodes 649 amino acids.
CACACACUCUCACAGCAGCUUACACACACUCAAACCAGCACUCAACUUCCAGAAAGGUCCUGUACAAUCAGUCCUUCAGCAGGCUGCAGUCGAGAGGUUCUCUCACAACCGAGCCAGUGACUCACCCCCUCUGCACCUCUUGCUGAGCCAUUAUUGCCAUGGAAACCCCGAGCCAGAAACGCACCAGCCGUGGUCACACCACCACCCUCUCGCCGGCCCGCAUCACCAGGCUGCAGGAGAAGGAGGACCUGUGCAACCUCAAUGACCGCCUGGCGGUGUACAUCGACAAGGUGCGUUCGCUGGAGGCAGAGAAUGCCGGGCUGCGGCUGCGCAUCACUGAGUCCGAGUCCUCAGUCACCCGCGACCUGUCGGGCAUGAAGACAGCCUAUGAGACAGAGCUGGCCGACGCCCGCAAGACCCUGGACCAGGUUGCCAAGGAGCGAGCACGUCUGCAGCUGGAUCUGGGCAAGAUCAGGGAGGAGCACAAGGAGCUUAAAGCCAGGAACAGCAAGAAGGAGUCUGACCUGGAGGCGGCUCUGGCCAGACUGAGGGACCUGGAGGCGCUGCUCAACUCUAAAGAUGCUUCCCUCACCACUGCCUUGGGGGAGAAGCGGGCCCUGGAGGCUGAGGUGAAGGACCUCAAGGCCCAGUUGGCCAAGUUGGACGGCAACUUGGCCGAUGCCAAGAAGCAGCUGCAGGAUGAGAUGCUGAGGAGAGUGGACGCCGAGAACCGCCUGCAGACCCUGAAGGAGGAGCUGGAGUUCCAGAAGAACAUCUACAACGAGGAGCUUCGUGAGUCCAAGCGUCGGUAUGAGUCUCGCAUGGUGGAGAUCGACAGCGGGCGGCAGCAGGAGUUUGAGAGCAAGCUGGCCGAGGCCCUCUCCGAGCUGAGGGCCCAGCACGAGGCUCAGGUCCAAAUCUACAAGGAGGAGCUCGAGAAGACCUACCAGUCCAAGCUGGAGAACGCCCGUCAUUCAGCUGACAGGAACAGCCACUUGGUGGGAGCCGCCCAUGAAGAGCUGCAGCAGACCCGUAUUCGAAUGGAGGGCAUGUCAGGCCAGCUCAGCCAGCUGCAGAGACAGCUGUCAUCCAGCGAGGCCAAGGUGCGGGAGCUGGAGGAGGCUCUGGCGCGAGAACGGGACCUGAUGAGGCGGCGGCUGGAGGAUAAAGAGCGGGAGAUGGCUGAAAUCCGAGCCCGGAUGCAGCAGCAGCUGGACGAUUACCAGGAGCUGCUGGACAUCAAACUGGCCCUGGACAUGGAGAUUAAUGCUUACAGGAAGCUGCUGGAGGGAGAGGAGGAGAGGCUGCGUCUGUCACCCAGCCCUCCGCCCACCAAGGUCACCGUCACGCGGACCUCGGGCUCGGGCCACGGCCACACCAGCCGCCUGCUCCACUCCUCGACCACCGCUUCCAGCAGCCGCAACUCCUCCGGCACGGCCAGCACCAAGAAGCGCCGCCUCAAUGACAACGACAGCGAGACCUCCAGCAUGGUGGGCGGCACCGUGACCAAGACUCGCAUUAGUCAGCACGCCUCAGCCAGCGGCCGCAUCACUGUGGACGAGGUGGACCUGGAGGGCAAGUUCAUCCGUCUCAGCAACAAGGCCGACGAGGAUCAACCACUGGGCAACUGGCAGGUGAAGAGGCAAGUCGGGACCUCCACCCCCAUCGUCUACAAGUUUCCCCCGAAGUUCACCCUGAAGGCCGGAGGAGCCGUGACUGUCUGGGCUGCAUCUGGCGGUGGAACCCACAACCCUCCCACUGAUCUGUUGUGGAAGACCCAGAACUCCUGGGGCACCGGCGACCUCCUGCAGACCACCCUUAUCAGCGCCAACGGAGAGGAAAUGGCCAUGAGGAAAGUGACACGCACCCUCUUCCGUGAUGAUGAAGAUGAUGACAUGGGAGCUCACAGCACGAGCGGUGCGGAGAACGAGUACAACCUGCGGAGCCGCACAGUGAUCUGCGACUCCUGCGGGCAGUCGUCGGACCGCGGCUCAGGUGUUUGCAGCAGCGGGGGUCUACCUGAAGGCCUCGUGGGACAUUCCUUCUUCAUGGGGACCAACGAGCCCCGACAGGGUCGUGCCAAGCCCGAGAACUGCUCCAUCAUGUAAAAACCAAACAGCACCUCACCUGAAGCCACCACCUCCUGCAGCCCACACAGGAGAAUCAUUUUCUACCAUUGGGUCGUUUGUCUUUAUUUUUUUAUAUGAUCUUUGUCUUAUUUUGUACUCAGAUUAAUCUGCAGGUUAGAUUUGCUUCCAGGUUUUGGCAAAGGGCACACGAUUUUCAUAUUCAGCUUUUGAGUUUGUAUGUUUAUGUUAUCUUAUUGCAUGUGUGCCGUGCCUGCUCUGCUUGCACACUCACAUUUAUACACACACACACACACACACACACACACACACACACACACACACACCCACAGAGCUCCAUUGACCAGUGCUUGUGUGUCGAUCCAAGCUGGGGUUUCACAUUUAAUGGCCAGGCUGUCAACACUCAACACGCACAGCUAGUGAACCCUGUCAGGAAUAAGUCUCUGCAGCCAUACAGACGACAGGAAAAUAAAUCCUGUGGGGUUUGUUAAUCAUGUUUAUCUCUCAUCAAAUCCAGCAAAUCUUUAUUUAAAGAUGUUUACAGUUUGAAUUUAUUUGCCUUGUUUUUUUUUUGCUGUCUUUAUAUGACAGGGAGGUUAGGGCUCUUUGUUGAAAAUUGUCCAAAGAAAGCCAAAGUACUGUAAACUCAGGGUGUACAGCAGGGUUUUUUCACCUUAGCCUUAAACAAACACGAUGUAGUACAUUUUCCAUGUGGAUUUAGAUCAUACGGUUGGGCAGCUGUGGUGCACACAGAGAAAAUAAUUGUUAGAGAUGAAUAUAUUUUUUUCUUCAAUUCACAGCGUAGCCCCAGAGAAAUGUGUCUAGUGAUAUUUUUUGAAAGUCUGAAAAGGAAUUACUUUUUGCUGGAAAAGUUGAAUGUACCCGCUUGAGAGUGUCUCGGCUAGAUGAACAUUGAAAUGUGUUGCCUUAUUAUUUUUUAAGUAAUUCCAAAGGUGUUUUGUCAUGAUGAUAGAACAUUGUAGAAUUUGUUGUCUACUUGGGGAAAUAUCAGGAGUGGGUACUACAUUCUUUACAUAUAAAUUUGGUGCCAUAUUUACAGUAUAUAUUUGUAAGAAUUCUCUGCUUAUUCAAACCGAUCAACACUGCUCUAAUGCAGAGCUGUUGCUUCCUUUUAGAGAGUGCAACAGUAGUUUUUGGAAACAUUUUAACAAGCUUUUACUUUUUUUUUUUUACAGAUUAAAAAUACAAUUGUGCCUUCAGAGAACAGAAAAAAGCAUCAACAAUCACUGUUCUUUGCUCACAUGCCUUGUAUUGCAGUCUUGUGACUGUCAGCCGUCCUCUGGUUUGUGUGGCUCCUAAAAACUGGUCAUAAGGGCUUUUUUUCCUUUUCCUCUAAGCUUACUGACUUUUCAAAUCCCCAGGCAUGAUUUUGGGGAUCUGAGUAAGACUGUAGGGUUUGUAUACUUUGUGACUUUGGCUUUAUGCACUGCUUUUUUUGAGGGCCUUGCCAAUUAUGCACAGCAGCUAGAUUUGUACUGUAGUCUGGCAGCUUAAGUCAUUUAUCCUCCAGAGAAAAGCAUAUCAAAGCAUUUACGGAAAAUACUUGAUAGCUGUUUUUUGUUGUUCUGCCAUAUUAGAUUCCUCUUUUUUUCCUUUGCCUUAAGUAGAUGUCUGAUUUUGACAUUAUGACCCCCCACAGUGCCUUAAAGGUCCAUGACAAUCGUUAAGAGAGCUUCAAAGAUGUUUAGUAUUUGGCCUUCGUGUCACAGAUUCACAGUUAACACGCAGUAUUUGUCUCAUAUGUACUGUACGUGUAAAUUUAUGAGACAUGAUUACUGUAUGUAGUUGUGUAGUAUGUGCUCUACUGUUAACUUUGUAUGCAAUGUUAGUUCACAUGAAUGAAGACCCAGGACACUUUGAAACUCAGAUGUGUUGUAUGUUGCUAAAACACUUAGAAGGACCUGAGGAUGUCAGCAAAGGGAUUUCUUGUUGCAAGUCUUGAAUGCCAAAGUUGUAUUAAGCUCAAGGUGGGAUUCGUGUCAGAUCAUAAUGAUGCUACAUUAUGGACAUUACAUUCAGAUGUAUUGAAUGUCUUUUUUUUCUCUUG